AAGAGCCACCGCGGAUCCUGCCCUUGGCUGCGAUUCAUUUCUUAUCGUUGCGGCGACUUUCCUGUCUUCGCGAUCUUCCUCUGCGAUUUGGAGUUUUGUAGAUUGUUGGCGAAGAUAUCAUGGGCAAAGGUCCAGGUCUCUACACCGAUAUUGGAAAGAGAGCUCGAGAUCUGCUGUAUAAGGAUUUCAACAGCGACCAGAAGUUCACAUUGACUACCUAUUCUCCCACUGGAGUUACCCUCACUUCAACUGGAAUUAAGAAGGGCGAACUAUUCGUUGCUGAUGUGAACACUCAACUGAAGCAAAAAAACAUCACCACCGAUAUUAAAGUGGACACAAGCUCAAAUCUCUUCACCACCAUAACAAUUGAUGAACCCGCUCCUGGAUUGAAGACAAUAUUAAGCUUUAGAAUUCCCGACCAAAGGUCUGGGAAGUUGGAACUUCAAUACUUGCACGAGUAUGCCGGGAUAAGCUCAAGCGUUGGGUUGACUGCUAACCCGAUCGUGAACUUCUCCGGUGUUUUGGGAAAUAAUAAGUUUGCACUAGGAAGUGACCUGUCGUUUGACACCAAGGAAGGAGCAUUAACCAAAUGCAACUUCGGCGCAAGCUUCACAAAUUCGGAUCUCAUAGCUUCCCUGACAGUGAACGACAAGGGUGAUACAUUGAACGGGUCGUACUACCACAUAGUGAGCCCGUUGACCAACACUGCUGUUGGUGCAGAGGUUACCCAUAGCUUCUCGACUAAUGAGAAUACUAUCACAUUCGGCACACAGUAUUCUUUGGACCCAAUGACUACUGUGAAAGCUCGAUUGAACAAUUGGGGAAAGGCGAAUGCUCUGAUCCAGCAUGAAUGGCGCCCUAAGUCGCUUAUCACUGUCUCGACUGAAGUGGACACCAAAUCUAUCGACAAGAGUGCCAAAUUCGGUUUGGCAUUGGCUCUCAAGCCAUGAAUGGUCGGGUGCCAUCCUCGUCGUCAUAUGGGAUUCUGUCUGUGCUUGUCGGUAAUAAUAAUCUAGAUUGCUGCGCCAAAUUUGAUUUCCUUUUUUCGUUACCUUUAAUUGAAUUAACCUUUUGUUGAACUUAGUAUUAUCAUCCUUUUGCGGAUCUCGAAUCUCAAGCCUGAAUUUUCCCGGUCAGUUCAGGGCGUUUCUCGCUAUUCUUUUUCUCUUUCUUGAAUUUGUUGUGCCUUUGCCUUGCAAUGAAUGUCAUGGAGAUAAUGUCCCCAUCGGAAUAAUUUGCCAUUUCAUGAAGUUUUAUUUGUAUGAUCGUUAAUUUUGGAGAUGGCGACAUCCUCUCCAUGAACUAUAUAUUUGAUGGUAUCGGGAAUGGCUAGUCGACUAGUGAAGUAUAAAUUGACGGUAUAUGACUUGAAUUAAUGCAAAUGUGAUGUGCCGCCUUACAUAUGUGCUGGGUAAACAUUUUGUGUCCGAGAUUAAUUGCGUUAUGAUAAUUAUUAUCAUGUGUUAGUUAUGCCUCUUAAACGUGUGUUCGAGUGUUCGGCAUACAUCUUGUUUCGAGAUUAAUUGUGUUAUGUGAUAUAUGGAUUAUUAUUAUGUAUUGUCGGUUUAUGUAUUGUAUUGUAUUGUAUUCGGAUCAUGUUUGGUAUGUAACUUGAAAUGUUUUAUUCUUUA
Messenger RNA from Andrographis paniculata, 1631 nucleotides. RefSeq names its product mitochondrial outer membrane protein porin of 34 kDa-like. Lineage: Eukaryota; Viridiplantae; Streptophyta; Magnoliopsida; Lamiales; Acanthaceae. The transcript has 6 exons. Gene Ontology annotation, cellular component: mitochondrial outer membrane. Gene Ontology annotation, biological process: monoatomic anion transmembrane transport. The record is from RefSeq and is a predicted model, not a curated record. Gene Ontology annotation, molecular function: voltage-gated monoatomic anion channel activity. The coding region runs from base 120 to 950 and encodes 276 amino acids.